Messenger RNA from Talpa occidentalis (Iberian mole), 465 nucleotides. It is a transcript of the gene TEX54, whose product is annotated as testis expressed 54. The coding region runs from base 18 to 404 and encodes 128 amino acids. The transcript has 2 exons. The record is from RefSeq and is a predicted model, not a curated record. Lineage: Eukaryota; Metazoa; Chordata; Mammalia; Eulipotyphla; Talpidae.
AGCCUCCCGAGAGGAGAAUGGGAGUCAGGGCGGCUGGCGUCACAAAAGCCGGCCGAGGGCGUCACAGAAGCCGGGUCGAGGGUGGGGCAGGCCCGCUCCAGGGGUCGAGGAGUGUGGGGUCGCGCGGGGCCAUGGGCUGCUGCCAAGACAAGGAUUCUCAGACCUCCGAUGAGCAGGCCAAGGAGGGCGACUCCGAAGACGAGGAAGCCACGGACGAGGGAGAGCAGCAGAAACCCAAGUCGAACGACAGCAUCCUGAUCACCGUGCUGUGGCGGCGGCUCUCCAUGUUCAGCCGUCGGGGCUCCACGCGGUCCAGCAGGCCAUCGAGCCAGAGUCAAAGGCGGCCGAGUGUGAUCCUGGAGAACAAGCCGGAGGAGAUCACGGAGGAGCCAGAGAAGGAGUGACCCCAGCCCUGACCUCAGCCCGCCCCAACCUCCAGAGAAUAAAGUUUCUAAUCUGUACCUG